AUGUCUCUAUCUUCCAAGCUAUCUGUCAAGGAUCUAAACGUCACUGGUAAGCGUGUCUUCAUCAGAGUGGACUUCAACGUUCCAUUGGACGGCACCACCAUCACUUCUAACCAAAGAAUUGUUGCUGCUUUGCCAACCAUCAAGUACGUUUUGGAACACAAGCCAAAGUGUGUCAUCUUGGCCUCUCACUUGGGUAGACCAAACGGUGAACCAAACCAAAAGUACUCUUUGAAGCCAGUUGCUGCUGAAUUGGAGAAGUUGUUGGGUGAAAAGGUCACCUUCUUGAACGACUGUGUCGGCCCAGAAGUCACCUCUGCCGUUAACAACGCUGCCCCAGGCUCCGUCAUCUUGUUGGAGAACUUGCGUUUCCACAUCGAAGAAGAAGGUUCCAGAAAGGUCGACGGCCAAAAGGUCAAGGCUGACAAGGCUGCCGUUGAGAAGUUCAGAAAGGAAUUGAGCUCUCUAGCCGACGUUUACGUUAACGACGCCUUCGGUACCGCCCACAGAGCCCACUCUUCCAUGGUCGGUUUCGAAUUGCCACAAAGAGCCGCCGGUUUCCUAUUGUCUAAGGAGUUGGAAUACUUCGGUAAGGCUUUGGAAAACCCAACCAGACCUUUCUUGGCCAUCUUGGGUGGUGCUAAGGUCGCCGACAAGAUCCAAUUGAUCGACAACUUGUUGGACAAGGUCGACGCUAUCAUCAUUGGUGGUGGUAUGGCUUUCACCUUCAAGAAGGUCCUAGAAGGUACCAACAUUGGUAACUCUAUCUUCGACAAGGCCGGUGCUGAAAUCGUUCCAAAGUUGGCUGAAAAGGCCAAGGCUAACAACGUUGAAAUCGUUCUACCAGUCGACUUCGUCUGUGGUGACAAGUUUGCUGCUGAUGCCAACACCAAGAUUGUCACUGACAAGGAAGGUGUUCCAGAUGGAUGGGAAGGUUUGGACUGUGGUCCAGAAUCCCAAAAGUUGUUCUCUGCCACCGUUGCCAAGGCUAAGACUAUUGUCUGGAACGGUCCACCAGGUGUCUUCGAAUUCGAGAAGUUCGCUGCUGGUACCAAGGCUCUAAUGAACGACUGUGUUAAGUCUUGUGAAGCCGGUAACACUGUUAUCAUCGGUGGUGGUGACACUGCUACCGUUGCUAAGAAGUACGGUGUUGCUGACAAGAUCUCCCACGUCUCCACCGGUGGUGGUGCCUCUUUGGAAUUGUUGGAAGGUAAGGAAUUGCCAGGUGUUACCUUCUUGUCCAGCAAGCAAUAA
Messenger RNA from Lachancea fermentati, 1251 nucleotides. NCBI's taxonomy places the organism in Eukaryota, Fungi, Ascomycota, Saccharomycetes, Saccharomycetales, Saccharomycetaceae. The record is from the annotation of a GenBank genome assembly.